GUUAGGAAUCAAAAUAAUCUUUAAAAAAAUAUAUACUUUUAGAAAUUAGAACUAAGGGUCCCGCAUUUCCAACUCAGUGGAGUUUAUAUAGAAACUGUGAUCAAAUUUCAAACCAAAAAUUCCCUCUAAACCACACGCACAAAAGUGUACCGACGGCGGCGGUGGCGGUGGCGAUGGAGGGAUGGGAGAGGCUGAUCCACCUGUUCGUGACGGUGUUUAUGGCGUUUCUGCCGUCGUAUCUGGUGAAUCCGGCGAUCACCGACGUGACGGUGGCGGCGGUCUGCGGCGGCAAAGACGAGUGCUCUCUCUCCAUCUACCUCACCGGCUUCCAGCUCGCCAUAACUGGAGUGGGAUCAGCGCUGAUGAUGCCGAUGAUUGGAAAUUUAUCCGACGCUUAUGGUAGGAAGAAUUUAUUGACAUUUCCUCUGAUUCUUCAGAUUAUACCAAUAGUGAUAUUGGCUUGGAGUCGGACGACGAACUUCUUUUAUGCAUACUAUGCAAUGAAGAUAUUGACAGACAUGAUUGUGGAUGGAGGCGUUCUUUGCAUCUCGUUUAGCUAUUUGGCAGAUAAUGUUGGAGAAGGGAAUCGUGUGGGAGCAUUUGCAGCUCUAAGUGGGGUGAUGAGCAUGGCAAACGUUUGUGGUACAUUAGCUGCCGGUUUACUCUCCAUUUCUCUCAUAUUUAAGGUUGCAUCAGUUCUAGCUAUUCUUGCAGCAGUUUACAUGAGAGUGUUUCUCAAGGACUCUGUCCGCGAAAAGGAUGAUUUGCAGCCGUUGAUCUUGAGCUCGGAGGCGGACCAAACGUCCAACAAAACGGACUUCGUUCAUCAAAUCCCUUCGCCUAAACAUGUGUUUCGUCUACUCAAGAGCAGCACUACAUUUGCACUUGCAGCAUCUGUAUGUUUCUUCAAUAGUGUUGGUGAGGCUGGUGCUGGUUCUUUCUUGUUGUACUACUUGAAGGCUCGGUUCCAGUUCAACAAAGAUCAAUUCUCAUUGAUAUUUCUCAUUAUAAACGUCGGAGCAACUAUCACUAAUGUUAUUCUGAUGCCUAUAUUAGGACCUGUUAUUGGAGAACACACAUUGCUUUGUUUUGGAGUCUUCAAUGGAUUCCUUAGUAUGCUGCUUGAAAGCAUAGCAUGGGCACCUUGGGUACCUUAUCUUGCUUCAUCUUUGGGCAUGUUCUUUACUCUAUCGAGCUCUUGCAUAAGAAGCAUCAUUUCAAAACAAGUUGGCUCAAAUGAACAAGGAAUUGCACAAGGAUCUCUAUUAGCCAUAACUUCAUUAUCUAGUGUCAUAUCUCCAUUAGUCUACAGCCCCAUCUCAGCUUGGUUUCUGUCGGACAAUCCACCAUUUGAUUUCCCUGGUUUUUGUAUGUUGUGCGUCGGAUUUUCUUAUGUGAUAGCUCUGAUUCUGAGUCUAGUGAUUAAGAUUAAACCCUUCAUUUCAAAAGACACCACACAUCAAGCAUUGUGUUGAGGCAAGCCAUGGUUUGAUGGUUUUAAGGUUUGAUCAAUUUCUACGACAUUUUCCACUAAAAUUAAUGUAGUAGAAACUGCGAUAGAAAUAACUCAACGAUUACUUAAAUUUGUAGUUUUACACGAUUUUUAAAAUGUUGUAAUUACUUGAAUGUGUAGUUUUACACAAUUUGAUAGAUGUGUAACACAAAUAUACAAUGUAAAUUACAUUUUUCAACUACAUAUUAUAGAUAAUACUAUAUGUUUAAUUGCA
Molecule: messenger RNA, 1727 nt
Organism: Salvia miltiorrhiza (redroot sage)
Lineage: Eukaryota; Viridiplantae; Streptophyta; Magnoliopsida; Lamiales; Lamiaceae
Exons: 14
Coding region: 174-1475 (433 amino acids)
Biological process (GO): transmembrane transport
Molecular function (GO): transmembrane transporter activity
Source: RefSeq, a predicted model, not a curated record